Neoarius graeffei (lesser salmon catfish) is the source of this 1657-nucleotide messenger RNA. It is a transcript of the gene rbpms2b, whose product is annotated as RNA binding protein, mRNA processing factor 2b. Gene Ontology annotation, molecular function: mRNA binding; protein homodimerization activity. Bases 298 to 891 code for a protein of 197 amino acids. Gene Ontology annotation, biological process: negative regulation of smooth muscle cell differentiation. NCBI's taxonomy places the organism in Eukaryota, Metazoa, Chordata, Actinopteri, Siluriformes, Ariidae. The transcript has 8 exons. The record is from RefSeq and is a predicted model, not a curated record.
UGCGCACAGAAGGCAACAUGGCACAGGGCUCUCCAUGUGGUCCCGGUCUGUGCACCUCUAAACCAAUAUAAAUGUGAGCAGUAGUCAAAACGCCACUUCUUCUCAUCCCCACGGUGCACCUUUUCCACCCUCCACCAGCUCACCUUCAGUUCCUUUUCCUUCACCUGCUGCUUUUCGUCUUUGGCACCGCCGCACCACCAGCGCGCACUUUGGCACAUUGGAUGCACUUCAGUAUCGUAAAAGGGGGGGAAAGAAGUUUGUGUACUUUUUUUUUUCUUUUAUACUUCAACCAUCAGGAUGAGCGUCAAAUCCGACUCUGAGUCCAACAACAACGUUGUUGAAGAGGAGGUGCGGACACUCUUUGUAAGUGGCCUGCCAACAGACAUCAAACCCCGUGAACUCUACCUCCUAUUUAGACCAUUUAAGGGUUAUGAAGGUUCGCUGAUCAAGUUAACAUCUAAACAGCCUGUUGGGUUUGUAACCUUUGACAGUCGGUCUGGUGCUGAAGCAGCAAAAAACGCCUUAAAUGGUGUUCGUUUUGACCCUGAGAACCCGCAGACCCUCCGUUUAGAGUUUGCUAAAGCCAACACGAAGAUGGCAAAGAGUAAGCUGAUGGGCACGCCGAACCCCACAAAUAUCCACCCAGCUCUAGGGGCACACUUCAUAGCACGGGACCCAUAUGACCUGACAGGGGCAGCACUGAUUCCUGCAUCUCCAGAGGCCUGGUCUCCAUACCCUCUGUAUGCAGCAGAGCUGAGCCCUGGGCUGCCCCACACUGCCUUCACCUACCCUGCUGCAGCUGCUGCUGCAGCCCUCCAUGCCCAGAUGCGUUGGUAUCCAGCAACAUCGGAGUCCUCCCAACCUGGAUGGAAAUCAAGGCAGUUCUGUUAAAAAUGCUCAUACUCGAUUCAUCCUGGCCCUCUGGGUUGAGAACAUCUUUCUGCUGAACAGGAGGCUCAGAUGGUACAACCAGACUACCACUUGCCUUGGUUAUGAAAUUUCUGUUGAAUGAGUUUAUAAUAAGCAAUGUAUGGCUGCUUGCCUUUUUCCAAUUCAGGGUCUAAGCCAAUCAGCUGAUUCCUUUUUUUUGGGGGGGUUUAGUACAUAAAUGGGUUUUGUGCCCCUGGUCCUCUGUAUUUCUCCUUGGAUUGGUGUCUCAUCUGUUACCUUAGCCAUUUGUUUGAUAUUAAGGAGUGGCCAGCUCAGUUUAGAGGGGUUGGGUGUCUGCCCAGAAAGCUUGUGCAAGCUGUGAUUGUGUGAACCAUUUUAAUGUGCCAUCUUGUCUAGGCUUAUGUUUUCAUACAAGACAGCUUGACCUUGCCAAAUGAACAAUCCAAGUAUAAAACGGGCUAUAUGGGGGAGAAGAGUGCAAUUAAAUAGUAACCUAAUUUAUUUCUUUAUUUACGGAUUUAAUAGUCAGUAGAACAGUUGUUGAACUGUUUUUUCCUUUGUUAGAUUUGUCAUGCUGACAGAAGUCUAACAUGGUGGGUGGCAGAUUUAACUUGAUGUUAGAUUGCUGUAGAAGGAUGCAUGAUGGUGCAUGAAAAAUUAUGCAUGAAGGGGUUUUAAUGGAUAGUACAUAUGGUUAAUGCAAUCAAUUUACUUGUAAAGUCUGUAGAGUUGUAUGAUAACAGUAUUAAAACAUGUUAAAGCAUUA